GGUGAUGCCAUCCAACCAUCUCCUCCUUUGUUGCCCCCUUCUCCUCCUGUCUCAAUCUUUCCCAGCACCAGAAUCGUUUCCAGUGAGUCGAGUUGGCUCUACAGGCCUGGAGGUUGGCUUUUAAACAACUUGAGUAUUGGUCAGUAAAAAAAUGUCCCCAUUACUAAAUGGAGAGACCUUAAGAUGCUAAAACACUGCAUUCUAAGACUGUGGUGAAUGAAUGGAACAAAGAUCACACACUAGUACUUUGCUUGGUAUGAUAAAAUAAAAAUAAACUUCAAGCAAUUUAUUCUGAACAGUUAAACUUUCAAACUACAAUAUAUACAAUAUUUUAAAAUCAGAAUUUGCUACUGAAAGGUGAUAUCAAAGCCAACUUUGAUUACAAAAUAGAAUCAGAGAAAUGAGAAACCACAGAAAUAGAAGGAAUUUGUGAGAUCACAGCUGCCCCAUUUAGAAAAUGAGGCAGAGAGAGGUUAAGUGGCUAGCAUAAACACAGCUGGCUGUAAAGUGACAGACCAAGGAUUUGAGCUCUCCAUGUGUUUCUUCUCCUCUAGUACUACUUCUAAGUGAUGACUGGUGGAUGACCGAUGUGUGGUGCAUCCAGAAGCAGGGGACCUGGCCAACCCUCCCAAGAAGUUCCGAGACUGCCUCUUUAAGGUAUGCCCUAUGAACCGAUAUUCUGCUCAGAAGCAGUAUUGGAAAGCCAAGCAAGCUAAACAAGGGAACCACACAGAGGCAGCCUUGCUGAAGAAAUUACAGCAUGCUGCAGAACUGGAACAAAAACAAAAUGAAUCAGAGAAUAAGAAGCUAUUGGGAGAAAUUGUGAAGUACAGUAAUGUUAUACAACUACUGCAUAUAAAAAGCAACAAGUAUCUGACUGUCAACAAGAGAUUACCUGCUUUACUCGAGAAGAAUGCCAUGCGUGUGUCCUUGGAUGCUGCGGGAAAUGAAGGGUCUUGGUUUUAUAUUCAUCCCUUCUGGAAGCUAAGAAGCGAGGGCGACAAUAUCGUUGUUGGAGAUAAAGUUGUUUUGAUGCCCGUGAAUGCAGGACAGCCACUGCAUGCCAGCAACAUAGAGCUGCUCGAUAAUCCAGGGUGUAAAGAGGUGAAUGCUGUUAAUUGCAACACUAGCUGGAAAAUCACUUUAUUCAUGAAAUACAGUUCCUAUCGAGAAGAUGUACUAAAAGGAGGUGAUGUUGUUCGAUUGUUCCAUGCCGAACAAGAGAAGUUUCUGACUUGUGAUGAAUAUGAGAAAAAACAGCACAUUUUCCUUCGUACAACCUUGCGUCAGUCAGCCACUUCUGCGACCAGUUCUAAAGCACUCUGGGAAAUAGAGGUAGUUCAUCAUGAUCCAUGCCGUGGGGGUGCAGGACAGUGGAACAGCUUGUUCAGAUUUAAACAUCUUGCAACCGGGAAUUAUUUAGCUGCAGAGCUUAACCCUGAUUAUCGAGAUGCCCAAAAUGAAGGAAAAAAUGUGGUGAGUAGAACUAUUUUUUUUCUCCAUCAAAUACAAGCAUAUUAUUUAUAUUUUAUAUGAACAAAUUGAAAAGUUAGUAGACAGUUUGAAGAGUAGGGACUCUGAGAGAGAGACUCUGAGUAGAGUUUGUGGAUCAAAGAUAAAAAUAAAUGAUGAGGUGGCUUAGAGUAUAAGGAGAUGAUCAGUAGUGGGUAUUUAGGGAGAUUUCUAGCAACUUGGAGGCUAUUUAUGAUAGAGUGCUGAAGGCAACUGGGUCUCAGAAGUAUGCUGGGUCUAGGUUUAGUUUUCAGAAGUGCAUAGAAAUUAGGAAAGAGGAGUGGAAUUAUGACUUAAUAUUAAAACAGGAUAAUGGAAAAAUCAUUUUUGAUUCAAAAUGACUUGGGUUUUAUUUAUGGAGAGAAAUUGAAGCAUUCAGCAAGUAGAUAAGUUUUGUUUCUAAUGUUCUACUCUAUGCUACUCAAAAAGAUCUCAAUCAUUUUUCAUUAAAAAUACUUAUUAUUAUUCAUCCUGCUAAUCUCAUCCCCACUUAUAAAGAAAAUGACUUAAUGAUGACAACAUGAUUUAAUUCAA
Messenger RNA from Odocoileus virginianus texanus, 2046 nucleotides. NCBI's taxonomy places the organism in Eukaryota, Metazoa, Chordata, Mammalia, Artiodactyla, Cervidae. The record is from RefSeq and is a predicted model, not a curated record.